This is a messenger RNA of Dunckerocampus dactyliophorus (ringed pipefish), 4612 nucleotides long. RefSeq names its product APC membrane recruitment protein 2 (gene amer2). Gene Ontology annotation, molecular function: phosphatidylinositol-4,5-bisphosphate binding; beta-catenin binding. The transcript has a single exon. Gene Ontology annotation, cellular component: plasma membrane. The record is from RefSeq and is a predicted model, not a curated record. Gene Ontology annotation, biological process: regulation of canonical Wnt signaling pathway. Lineage: Eukaryota; Metazoa; Chordata; Actinopteri; Syngnathiformes; Syngnathidae. Bases 158 to 2149 code for a protein of 663 amino acids.
AGGCAGGCGAUAAAGGCAGCCAGAGUGGGAGUGAAAGAGCUGUGGGAAGCAGAGUGGACAGAGAGAGAGCGUGGAUGUACAGCCAGAGAGAACCAGGAGGAAGGAGUUAAAGUGCUAGCGGGAGACCACAGAGUUGGAAGCAAUAGAUUGCUACAUAAUGGAGGUGCAUACGGAGUGUGCGGAUCCUCCCGCAGCCCCUCAGUGUGACCCCCAGCCCACGGGGAAGAUCAACAAAGCCGCCUUCAAGCUCUUCGGAAAGCGACGGACUGGCUCUGGAAUGGCCAGCUUCUUCUCCUUCAGGAACAAAGGAGCCACGCUGAGUGGGACAAAUGGGAAUUCUGACACUGGGAAUUCCAUGAAUGGGAAUGGUUCAAUGUCAUCAGUCGAGCUGGUGAGGAGCAAGACGCACGAUGGACUCACCGGAUCCAACAAUGAUGCUGAUGGACAGAGAGGGGAGGGGCAGGAGGCAGGGACUGUGAGGUCUCUCAGUAAAUCACUAAGUUUCUUCUCCCUGCUGCGACGUGGGAGUUUUAGGUCAAGUGAAAAUGGUGGCGGACUGGCGCGGAGAGGGAGAGGCUUGAAGGGCUUUUUCAGCAGCAUGCGAUGGAGACGUAAAGACAAAACAAAUGAGGGAGACGGGGAAGAGUUAGAAAGCCGGAAGGAUGGGGAUGAUGCUGCCCCUGAAAUGGCAAAGGAUGUCACUCUCACCCUUGAGCCAACACCACAUCAUCACCAAGAGGAUCAUGGGAAGACAGAAGCAGAAUGUAACCCCCAAGCAGCCGAGGCUCACAGUACCAGUGCUUCCCUGACGCCCACACACUGUGUGGCUAUGCUUGGCCCAUCUGGUGAGCCAGAUUCCCCCUCUCCUUACACACCCACUGACUCGCCUUUGCAUCCGACCACCUGCAAUGCCAAAGCCUCAGUUUCUAGCCUCACCCCCUCCCUCGCCACACCCCCUUUGGAGCGUUGCAGUACAGGUGACCCAACCUCGGAACCUUCGGUGGACCGCCUGUGUUCUCUUCUCUUCAAUGACGUCACAUCUCUUAAGAGCUUUGAUUCACUCACCGGCUGCGGGGACAUCAUUGCAGAUGCAGAUGAGGAGACAGCAGGAAAUGGGGGCAGUGGUACCAGUAGCAGCAGCAGUGGGGGUGGUGGAGGCGGAGGUGGGAGUGAAGGAGGAGCAGGUGCUGUUAGGCCACGAGGCAUAACCUGCGCCGCCACACGCUGCUCCCCAUCAAAAGCCCCUUUGCCAGUGUUCACUGCAUGUCCUUGUCCGGGGUCGGCUUCUCUUCCUGCCCGUGCCCGGGUGACGCCCACGCCUCAACCAGCCCCAGUGGGCAGUGGGGUGGUGGCCUAUAUGGGUGGCGGGGAGGAAAUGGCGAGUCCGGAGGGAGUGGAUGAUGCAGACAUGCAGGGGCUCUGGCAUAUGUUGCCUUCCACCGGGGACAACUCCCCUGCUUUGCCCCGAUUCCACCAACCCUCCUGCAACACUCCCACCACCACGUACUCCUCUCGCAGCCUCGACGCCACCAGCAGCCACCAACCUUCAGCCAAGCUACCCCAGGUGAAAUCUUUGGGGCUCAGCAAGAUUCCAGUGGUUGGUGGAGCAGGAAGUCGGGCGGUAAAGCCCUUCCUACCUCAUAGUCGCCACCCAGCAUCACCUGGGGAAAAAGAGCCACUCAGCGAUGAAGGUUACUGGGAUACACCCUCAGCAACGCCCACAGCAACACCUGAUGAAAGUGGGCUGCAACAUAAACACAACAUGUCGCGCGACAGCUGCUCUGGAGACCACCUGUACGACCUCUACAAUGAGGGAGAUGAAGACCAAAACAGUUCUUCCUCCUUGUCAACUGAAUACAAACUCAGUCCACCUUCCUCUUCAUCCUCCUCUUCCUUCCGGUCCAUGAAAGGCAGCGCCAGCCUUCCCCGGGAGUCCAAGAUCCCCGUAAGCGCCAGACAAACCACACCCCCACACUCUGCAAGCCAAUCAGCGCUGUCGUCCGUCCUGGAGGCAGAAACCUCUCCGCCAAAGACCCAAGCACCCCCUCCAGCUCGCACCAGAAUCCCCGUAUCUAAGGUACCCGUGCGUCGCUCAGGAAACAAACCUGGCGCCACAAACAGACUUCCCACAACUGCUUCCAAGAAGUAGGCCUUCUUUAUCCCCCUGCCUCUACGAACUACGAGGCUGACCCUUCCGUGCUGAGCCAAAGGUUUUCCCAAGCCAAGAAAAAUGUUGCGCUGUAGAGUUAAUGGCCUAGAAAUUCCUUUCAAAUCUUAAAAGCACCCUUUUCAAAAAGGCUUGAACAAUGAGGGCUUGUUCACCUGGGAGAAGUCGCAAAGAGACGCCAACAAAACCCGGAUUACUUUGAAAGUUGACCGCUGACAAUCCAUGAACUCCUCUGAAAAGUUCACCUUGGAAAACUGCAAGUCUGAGGGUCUAAUUUGAAAGCAAAUAUAACCUGAGCUGCUUUUUUGAUAAUCUUUUACAAAAUGACACAUGGUGCAAAUCAAUUAAAAAAAAAAAGACCUUUGAAUAAUUUUAUUUUAGAGCCGGAGUGUCGAAUUGACCUGAAUGUAAGACAGUAUUUGACGAAUCAUCAUGUCUUUGGGUCUAGAGAUUUAUUAAUGCAAACCAACUGGGGACAACUUCUCCCCAAGUGAAUCAGAGCUUUUCUUCCUGUCACUCACACACAAAAACAACACAGGAGGAGAAUUUUAAGAUAAUGUUUAUCAACGAGGGGCCGCAUGGUGGCCUAGCGGUUAGCAUGUAAGCUACACAGUUAGGAGAUCCAGGUUCGUAUCGCCAUUAGGCAUCUCUGUGUGCCGUUUGCGUGUGUGGGUCUUCUCCGGCUAAUUGGUCCGGUCGACUAUGCUUUCUUAUUGCAAUCGACCAGUCUUUAUUUCACUGCUAUUGAACACAAGACUUUAAAACUCAUUCUUUAAUAUUAUUUUUCCAAAAACAUAUCUUGCUUAUUUGAUCCUACUCCUUCCCUGACUCUCACACAUGGUCUUACAUUAAGGGUCGUCUUAUAUUCAGGUCAAUACGGUAGUUUGGAGCACACUGGACAAUAGCCACGCCAUAUAAAAAGAAAAAGAAGCCAUUUUUAAAUUGUUUUAUUAUGCAUUUGACUAAAAAAAAAAAACAUCUCUUCUAUUACAUAUCUAGUUUCCAAACAAGCAAGCUCACAUUUUGGGACUUUGCAUGAACCACUUUUCAAUUCUGCAUUUAUGGGAAGUUCCUCCAAUCUCUGGGAUUUCUGACUUUUACCGGUGGGAAUGUCAAUACCGAUGAUAUUGUAACCACACACUAACAUGACAGGCACUCCCUCUGCAUGCAGGGCACACACACAUGCAAGGCACAAAGGUCGGGGAACUCCCUCUUCACAAUGUUCUCACUUUGUAGCUCCACUGAAUGACUUUUAUCUCCAAGAACACAAUACUUCUACGUAGUGUUUUUUUAUAUCCUCCUACCUGCACGGAUUCAAACUGUGAUGACGCCAGCUUAAUAAUCCUUUCUGCUAACAUACUGUAGAUGUGAAUGUUUACAGGGUGGGAUCCUUUCUUUCUGAAUAUGCCUGCAACUGUUUUUUUAAAUACUGCUGUGACCCCAAAAUAGCAACGAUGCAACUAUUUCUAUUAUUGGACCGACACCCAAAAAGCCAUUGUGUGUUACUGGAUACACUGUAGAAACCCAAGGAGGUAUUCCAGGUGUGUGUGAAACUGAAUGUAGCUUGACGUCUUUGUAGGUCAACCAGCAUAUAUUUUUUUGGCGUCUGCAGACUUUUCUCUUUCAGUCUGGUUUUUAUAGGAUCGGGACAAAUGACUGUACAGUUUUUAACGCCCCAAAAACCACUUUGCAAUGUGAGAUCAGGACGAAAAGCCGCCAAAAAUGUAUUUCAAUAGUGACGCCAUGAGCAUUUAGUUCCUCCGCCCUCAGUUAAACAGAGGGAUUUGUAUAUGCAACGUCAUUUCUUCACUCUCGGGGGUCAUGAUAGACCUUCCAUCUCACUUAAAAGUGUGAUUAUUGAUCCACUCCAGGUCUGCAUAACUUCAUCCCAAAGCAUUUCGUAAAGAAAAGGUCAAUAAUGAAACAAACAUCAUUUGUCUUGUUUAUUUCUUGCCUCUGUAAGCACGAUCAUUCUGCUUUUUGUGUGUUAUUUGGUCGUUGUGGGAUAGGGAAGCAAUUCAGACAGUAUUGCUACUUAAAGAUUGGCAAGGACAAGGUACCAUCUCAAAAUAAAAUCUUUGCUACCUCCACUUACCAUCAUAGCUUUGAAUAUGUGGCUUCUACUCACAUCACAUGAUGGAAUUUCAACAUUUUAGCAAAGGGAAAAUUCAUUUGAAUCCAAUUUCAGCGACUAUCUGGUUCAUAAAUUUUAACAAUUAUUUCCUAUGUGCAGCAUGGGUCGCUAAUAUUAAUUUAUUUUAAAUGUAAUAAUUUCUACUAAAUAUGACUUAUUCCAUGGAUUUAUCAAUUUUUCUGCCCUCCCACAAAAAUGUAGGCCUUAUUUACUGCCAUCAUCCGCUGCAUUUUGUCUUUGCUUUCAUUUUGUUUGCUGUGAAGUCUCUCCACUUUUCAUGUUUAAUGAAUAAACGUGUUUGUGCUAAUGCA